CUAAUAAAAGAAAUGAAAUGUAUUUGGUUUUGUUGUAAAUGUAUAUUUGAAAAAUCAAAUAAAAACGAUAAAAAGGAAAACUAAUAUAUGAAACGAUGAAAUGACACGGAUACAAAAACAUUACACAUACAGUAUGUAGAAGAAUGAAGGUUUGCUACUCCCUCUUCCCCUCCUUUUCCCCCACACUUCUCUUCUCCCCCAACCUUAUACUGUAUACAAGAUUAAGGCUCACAUUGAAUAUAAGAGAUCUGUAAAAAGGACAUUAUGAUCAGAAAACGGACGUGAUGUAUUUGCUUUUGUAACCCAAGAAAAUCUUUACUGAAAACAUUUUAAUGAAAACUUCAUCUCAACACGGACUUGCAUUUAGCUAUGAGGCCCGUACCUCAGAAGAAGAGCCUAUGCUUUGAAUAUGCAAGGGCUUAAGUUCCAUCCCUGAGAUCUCUGGAUAGGAAUGAGACUCGUGUCUGAAGCCUUGGAAAUCUUGGGCCAGGCAGUGCACACAAGUCCUCUGCCACCUUGGACAAGGACUCCCACCAUUCCUGACUACAAGCUUAAGCUGGCUGGAGAUGUUGUGAACUUCAGGCAAUAAACACCCAGUAUGUAAAGCCGAAGAGCUCUGGGACAGAUACUAUGGAACUGGAUUGAUCAGUGGCCGGACGUGACAUUCCUGAGUAGAACAUUACACAUGGCACCAUUUCCAAGAGCCUUGAAAUUGCUGUUGAUGUUCCGAUGGAUGAAAUAUCUGCAUGGGAGUAUGUGUGCUAAUUGGGAAUUACUUAAUUAACCGGUCUACAGCCUAUUUAGUAGCGUAGACACCUCUGGUGGAGCCACACAGUACAAAUUCAUCCAGUGUAGACUCAAUGUUUCCCUUGUACUCUUUGGAACGGUGAAAUGGGGCUUCUUCUGGGCCUCCUGCUUGGGGUAAUUGGAGUUAUAGGAAUUCUUUUCCUGUUGCUUCUCUCCUUUGCAAUUUAUUAUGAUCUUUCCAGGAGUAAAAUCCCAUCUGGAUUUGACAGUCCAUUAAAGCUUCGGGUCAUUCACUGGAGUGUCAUUAUGGUGGUCAUUGUGGGGAAGUGUCUUGAACUGCUGGGUAUCUGCAGACAGGUUGCCUUUAUCCGCUUCCUCCAGAUUUUCUGGAAUCCAAGAGUGGAUCCCAGCCUCUCUGCCAAAGAUCUGCAUUUUGACGGGGUUCCUGUGAGGGUUUAUCAGCCCAAAGCACCAUCUGCUGGCCCAAGGAAAGGAUUUAUGUUCUUUCAUGGAGGAGCUGGGAUGAUUGGAAGCAUCGACUGCUACCAAGAUGUCUGCAGCAAAAUUGCCAAGGAGACUGAUUCAGUGGUUGUGUCUGUUGGCUACCGCCUGUCUCCUGAGCAUCUUCCUCCCGCUCAGUACAAGGACUGUCUUGCUGCUACCAUACACCUAAUUCAAAAUGCAGCUUCCCAUGGGGUGGAUCCUUCCAAGAUCAUUGUUGGUGGGGACAGUGCUGGGGGCAAUUAUGCUACUGUUGUUGCCCAGAAACUGGUGGAGAGAUCAGACCUUCCAAAACUGCGGGCUCAAGUGCUCAUCUAUGGGACUUCCCAGGCUAUGGACCUCAACCUGCCUUCCUAUCAGCAGAAUGGCUCAAUGCCCCCCAUGUUCCGGGAAAGCAUUGCUUACUAUGGAAUGAUGUAUAUUGGAAAAGACACUUCUUUGGCAGGGCAGCUCCUGAAGGGCUCUCAUGUGCCAGAUUCAAUGAGGCUGAAAUAUGGGAAGUGGGUGAGUCCAGACAACAUUCCUAAGAGAUUUAAGGGGAGAGGCUACAAACAAGUCCCACUUGCUCCUUAUGAACCUGAAGUCUAUAGGCAAUUAUCAGAGACAUUAGAAGACGAUUUUUCUUGCCUUUUUGCUGAGGACUCUGUCAUCCAGAAGCUUCCUGAAACCCUGACUGUGAGCUGUGAGUACGACGUAUUACGAGAUGACACACUGUUGUACAAGAAACGUCUGGAGGACAAUGGGGUGAAAGUCAGCUGGUUCCAUGUUGAGAACGGGUUUCAUGGGGUGCUAAACCUCUUUGACGCAGGUGUCUUCACAGUCCCCGCUGCAAUUGAAUUAAUGGACAGGAUUAUCGACUUUGUCAAAAACCUAUGAGAGGAAAUCUCUUGAAUUUGUGGAUCAUUCAUAAGGAAGGGAGAACCUGCCAACUUUAGCUUCUGACAUUUUGUCACUUUCCCAGUCAUAAAUCAGCUCUCCACAAUUCUGUAGUUAUAUGUGGUUCUUGGGGACAGCAGGGAAUUGCUCAUGAAAAUUCACCAGCACUUUUGUGUGAAUUUUUCCUAAUAAACACUUUUACUUUG
This is a messenger RNA of Podarcis raffonei (Aeolian wall lizard), 2330 nucleotides long. RefSeq names its product arylacetamide deacetylase-like 4. Gene Ontology annotation, molecular function: carboxylic ester hydrolase activity. Gene Ontology annotation, cellular component: membrane. The transcript has 4 exons. The record is from RefSeq and is a predicted model, not a curated record. NCBI's taxonomy places the organism in Eukaryota, Metazoa, Chordata, Lepidosauria, Squamata, Lacertidae. The coding region runs from base 892 to 2124 and encodes 410 amino acids.